This is a messenger RNA of Emiliania huxleyi CCMP1516, 2817 nucleotides long. RefSeq names its product phosphatidylinositol-4-kinase (gene PI4K1). Gene Ontology annotation, cellular component: membrane; cytoplasm. The record is from RefSeq and is a predicted model, not a curated record. Lineage: Eukaryota; Haptophyta; Isochrysidales; Noelaerhabdaceae. Gene Ontology annotation, biological process: phosphatidylinositol phosphate biosynthetic process; phosphatidylinositol-mediated signaling. Gene Ontology annotation, molecular function: 1-phosphatidylinositol 4-kinase activity. Bases 22 to 2490 code for a protein of 822 amino acids. The transcript has 7 exons.
CCUUGUGGAAGCGCACCUUGCAUGGCCGCCGCCGCUGGCUCCGGAGCUGCAGCCGCCGUCGAAGCGGAGCUGCUCUCGCUCUGGCGCGACCGGCGCGAGCCCGGUGCAAUCAGCGGCGCCGGCGACCGCCUCAUCGCGCUGGCAAACAAGCCCGGCGCGCUGGACACGAUCGAAUUCCUGCUGCCUCAGUUUGCACACAUCCUGAUCCACCUCUCGGACGACAUCCCCGAGGCCGAGAGCCUGGAGACCUUCGUGCUGGCCGUGUCGCAGAUGUCGACCCACAUUGCGCUCCAGUUCUUCUGGGCUGUGUACACCGCGCUCGAGGAGAACGCGCCCAAGCCCUCCGACAUGGACGCGCUCAUGAGCCAGUGCGUCAAGGUGGCGGUGCAGUCGUCUUCGCACGACGGCAGAGGGCUCGCCAGAGAGGACACCGUCGUCCUCAAGGGCUUCCUGCGCAAGCGCGGCGGCGGCACCACCACAAAGUACUCGCGACACAAGUGGACGCAGCGCUGGGUCGUCAUCAAGGACCGGAUGCUGCUCUACUACUCCUCCCAAAAGGCCUUCGAAGCCAACCGCCCGCGCGGCUCGAUGCAGCUCGCCAUCGCAGAGCUACUGCAGCCGGGCGACGGCGGGCACGAGCCCCGCGAGGCGAGACACUAUUUUGUGUUGCGCGACCGGCAGUCGGGCAUGAGGAUGGAGUUUUGCGCGCCGUCGGAGGAGGUGGCUCUGCAGUGGAUGACCGUCGUCAACAUCGCCAUCGCCAUGCCGACGCCGCCCGGCCUCGACGCCUCCCAGCUCCGGCUCGACCAGCUGCAGCAGCAGCUGCAGCCGAGUCUCUCGACGCCGCGCCUCUCCGCCCAGCACUCGUACGAGUCGGGCAGCUCGUUCAUGUGCUGCAACUCCGGGGAUGCCGUGACGGACUCCGCCUCCGCCGCAGACGGGGCCGCUCCCGGCUCAGCGCCGCCGUCCGCGCGCCUUACCGACGGCGAGUGCAUCCGCAAGUCCUUUGCGUCGGCCGUCUCGCAGUCCUUCGCCGCCGCCUACUCCAACCCGGCCACGCCCGUGCCGCCGCGCGCCGCCGCGGCGGGCGGGCCGCUCGACUCGGCCGCGGAGGGGGGCAAGGGGGGCGUCGGCCCGCUGCUGCAGGAGGGGGAGCGGCAGCGAAUGGUCUACUCCUUCUUCACUGCGCAGCGCGACUUUUUGCGCUCGCUGACGAACCUCGCCGAGACGCUUCGCCACUUGGCCGCUGACGAGCGGCAGGAGGCGCUGCAGCCGAAGCUCGACGCGCUCCCGGUGCCGCAGAUGGCCUACUUCCCCCUCUCCUCCUCCUCGGAGCCGCUCCGCACCAUCCUCGCCUUCCCGCGCCACGAGUCCUUCGUCUUCAACACAAAGGCCCGCUGCCCGAUCCUCACCGUGCUCGAGGUGCAGCAGCACCGCUACUCGGUCGCCGACUGCUGCACCAUCCGAGACUUGCCCGACGACGACUCGGACGAGAGCAGCAGCCAGCCAGCGGUGCCUGCCGUCGACGCGGCUGCCGGCGACGCUGCCGCCGGCGACGCUGCCGCCGGCGCGGAGGGCGGCGCGGAGGGCGGCGCGCCGUUGACGCUUUCGCAGAAGAAGAAGGAGCUGUGGGACGCCAAGGAGGCGCGGCUGCGGGCGACGUCGGAGCGCGCGGGCAUGCCCGGUUGGUGCCUCGCCUCGCUCAUCAUCAAGUCGAACGACGACUUGCGUCAGGAGGUCUUCAUCAUGCAGCUGAUCCGGCUCUUCGUCAAGAUCUUCCCGCCCGAGCUCACGUGGCUGCGGCCGUACCACAUCCAGGCCACCGGCCCCGACACGGGCCUGAUCGAGACGAUCACCUCGGCGGAGGACCUCGACCGGCUCAAGAAGACGGCGGGGUACACCUCGCUGCGCGCCCUCUUCGUGCAGCGGUACGGGCCGCCCGACAGCGACGGCUUCCUCGCGGCGCAGUCGCGCUUCAUCAAGUCGCUGGCGGGAUACUCGGUCGUCAUGUGGCUGCUGCUGCUGCGCGACCGGCACAACGGCAACUUGAUGAUCGACUCGCUCGGCCACUUCUUCCACAUCGACUUUGGCUUCUGCCUCGGCCACUCGACGGGCAAGCAGAUCGGCGGCGUCAUCGAGUCAGCUCCGUGGAAGCUCACCGCCGAGUACGUCGCGCUGAUGGGCGGCGUCGGCUCGGCGGGGUACGAGGCGUACGCCCAGGGCUGCGUGGAGGCGAUGGUGGCGGCGCACCGGCACGCGGACGUGAUCCUCACGAUGGUUGAGAUCGCGGGCACCGGCUCGAGGUACCCUUGCUUCCAGCAGACGCCGCUGCGCAAGGUGCUCGCGCGGCUGCGCAAGCGGCUCUACGUCGGCCACACCGAGGCGCAGGUGCGCGACGAGUUCAAGCGCGUCAUCGAGACGGCGCGCGAGCACAAGGGCACCUACUACUACGACUACUUCCAAAAGCUCCAGCAGGGUUACGCCGUCUGAGGACGCGGCCUGCCGGUGUACGCCACUCAGCCAUGUCCAUGUAGGCUGGCCCGCACACGCCCUCGCGCGCGCUCGCGCAUGCCCCACCGAGGGUGGUCGGGGUCGGUCGGCGACGCCCAUUUAUUCGUGCCCGCUGGCACGCGCCGCGCGACGUACGUCUCUCUCUUCUCCCCGGUCCGCUUACGCCUAGUGCCACUACCGGGUAGCCUGGUCCCGCGCAGCGCGGCGGCCGCCCGAAUCAAUGUGUACCUGUUUGCGCCGCCGCCGGCGUGUGUUACCCCGAGUUGCGUUUGUGACCGUAACGAUGUAAGAGCAAGGUCACACGCG